This is a messenger RNA of Ictalurus furcatus (blue catfish), 3077 nucleotides long. It is a transcript of the gene ciroz, whose product is annotated as chromosome 15 C1orf127 homolog. Bases 303 to 1922 code for a protein of 539 amino acids. The record is from RefSeq and is a predicted model, not a curated record. Lineage: Eukaryota; Metazoa; Chordata; Actinopteri; Siluriformes; Ictaluridae. The transcript is spliced from 12 exons.
CUCUCCUGUGUUGGAACACUUAAAGCUACUGCUUUAACCCUUACCAUUACAAAGUACUGACACUGGAGACUCCUUCCAUAGGUGUUGAAUAAAUAUCUCCUCACAGAAAGCUUCGCCAUAUCAGCAUCUAUCCCAUCCAUUUUCUGUAUCGCUUAUCCUACACAGUGGUACAGGGGAGCUCAUCCCAGGGAACUCUGGGCACAAGGCGGUGGGAUACCCUGGACGGUGCCAACCCAUCGCAGGGCACAAUCACACACACAUUCACACACUUCAGACAAUUUGGAAAUGCCAGUCAGCCUACAAUGCAUGUCUUUGGACUGGGGAGGAAACUGGAGUACCUAGAGGAAACCCUCGAAUUAAGGGAAGAAGAUGCAAACUCUUCACACAGAGGACGGAGGUGGGAUUCGAACCCACAACCCCAGAGGCUACUACUAGCAGUAUCGGACGCAGUCGUGUCAACCAUGGCCCUGAUGCACCUCAGGAUAUUCAUCUUAUUCUUGUAUUUUGUGUUCCCUAUACUAUGUGGUGGUGUUUUGCAUGUGCAGAAGAGAGACUGGAUGGGAAAUCCACCUGCAGAAUUCAUCGAGGGAGAUGUGGAGUGCUUCUCUGAAUAUAUGGAACUGUGGAUCCACAGAAUGAGAACUGAAGGGUUGAGACUCUGGCUUUCAGCAAUGCUGAGGAUUCAAGUCACUCUUGGGUCUCUGGAGAUCUUAAACCAUCAGCUGUCAGCAUGUGGCUUUGGCCUGCAUAAAGAUCCUGACAGGAACUACAUCUUCAGAGUCAUGUACAGUGGGUGCUUUGUCCAACAAGAGCAUGGCCAUUAUGUGAUUGUAUUGAACUUGGUGAAGAGAAUAAGCCGCUUUGGAGGCAGGACACAUAAUUAUGUAAUGAAAUGUCCUGUAGUACCAGCGCCACCCAACACAGAGCAUAUUCAGUGUGACCCUGAUUUCAUCCAGGUUACAAGACAGAUCCCAGUGGAUAGCUGGAACAGUGAGCUCAGAUGGUCUCUUGCUUUGAGAGGGAGUCUGGUAGUGGCGCUGGAAGAUGCUAGUCUGAUUCAAGUAAAUGUUGACAUUCAGAAGCCGCUCAUUACUGUUCAAGGCAGGAGGAACACAGUUCUCAGUCCUGUGCAGGUUCUACAGACUGAGGGCCAGUUCUUACCUCUUAAGUUGGUCAGUGGACAAUAUGCCUAUAGCAUGGAAGCCACUUGUCCAAAUAUGAUUCAGCACUCAUCUGAGGACACAGUGCUGCACAUUUACAAACGCCGCAUGGGAUUGACUAAGAGAGGAGGUUACGACAAUGAGACCCUGUCAAUCAGCAGUGUGUCUAUAAACCAGACAGACACAUUUACCUGGUCUGAGACCACCAGCUUUGUGAAGCUCAUCGUUCCCACUGCGCUUAUUCAAAAGACAAAGAAAUGUGCUGACAAGGAGGGUGAGAAUCUCCAACAGUCAUUCUUCAGAAUAGAUGUUGUGCUCACUUUUAAAGAGACAAAUAACAGAAUGUUCUGGACGAUGGAGAACACGUCACCAUGCUCAAAUGAUCACAUUCCUUCAGUGACAACUCAUCCCUCAGUAACACCUAAAUCUCCUGUGACAUUUACUGCUUUAAACCCCACACUCGUCAAUUCAGUCACAGAAGAGCCACUGCUUUUGCCCAGCACGAAGCCCCAGACGUCACCCGGGACCAUUGAAAAAGGAUUUAGCAAGACUAGCACGGUUCUUCAAGCUACUAGGGUACCUGGAGUGGUAUCAGGAUCUCCAUGGAGCACUGGUUCAGGAGACAGUGAUACACGUAAUGUGUUCAGAACCACCUUGUUCAAGGCAGAUACUAGUACUGAUGAUCUAAAUCUUGAUUUUCCUGGGAAUCUUGUUUUAACAACAUCUCUUAGCAUGGGGUCAGAUGCAACACUGGUUAGUUGAUCCAAUCCUUCAUUUAGUCCUCACCCUGAACAAGUCCUGGACUUGACUAAUGCCAGAGAAACAUCAGCAGGCAUGCCAUCUCUGACAACCACGGACAAUACUGUAAGGUCGAACACAAAUAGUAAGAUUAGCGAAGCUGUACUUUUCACUACAUCUCAUUCUGAGACUGAAACCAAGUGGAGCCCUGUGACAUUGUCACUUUAUUUAGAGAGCACUAGUACUAAUAUCAUUCCAAAUACUGUCUCAGAUGUCACUUUAAACACUCCACCUGCAUCCCUGACACCCCUCUGAGUACAUAAGAGUCGCUUGACCAUCCCUGUCGCCCCACAAACUGAUAUUACAGUCCUGAAUAAGACCACAAUUAUUCACACAACACAUGAAGGCACAUCUGUUUAGCCAGAGAUUGUUACAUUACCAAGCACAUAGGUCGUAAAAGCAGGGCAAAGGCGAUAACACCGCUGUACUUGCUUCAUACUUUCACUGCACCAGAGAACAAAACUAUGUUCCAGAAAUGAGAUUCUUUCCUUCAUUCAUCUGAGGAUAAUUAUGCCAGCUACUUUACCUACCAACAUGUUUUUAUGAAAAACUCGUGCUAUCGUGGGGAGAACAUGCAAAACAUAGUAUCGAACCCUGGAGCUGAGAGGCACCAACGGACCUGUUCUGCCAUUGUGUCACCGUAAAUGAAAAUCAGCCAAAGACAAAGCAAAACGGCAACUCUGAUACCUGUUACCAUGGAGCAAUCAUAAGAUAUUAUAUAUAUUUGCCUCUGGGUAAAUGAGUACAAUGUCUGAGUGUUGUCUUUGACAGAAAACAGGAUCCUGCAGUGGCACCGCCCCGAGGCAUGAUAUACAGUAACAACCAUAAAGCCUUUUAGCUUUCAAUAAAUACCACUUAGAUGUGAGUUUUGUGUACUACAUAGAAUGGAUUGUUGUUGUAUUUAUAUAAAAAAUGAAGUGUGCAUACAUAAAAAUAAAAGUCUCUGACACGUAUUUGAAUAAUGCACACAUCCAAAGUUAUACACGGCAAUCUGAUAUGUAGUGUGAAGAGUUGCAGUAGCUUUCAGUUUAUCUGCUUCUUUUUAGGGGUUUUCAGCUAAUGUAAAUGUUGUGGUUUUUAAAAAUGCCAAAUAUUUAUUUUUGUUUUGUUCUUUUCAAG